Nicotiana attenuata is the source of this 354-nucleotide messenger RNA. Its product is annotated as vegetative cell wall protein gp1-like. The coding region runs from base 1 to 354 and encodes 117 amino acids. The record is from RefSeq and is a predicted model, not a curated record. The transcript is spliced from 2 exons. Lineage: Eukaryota; Viridiplantae; Streptophyta; Magnoliopsida; Solanales; Solanaceae.
AUGCCUGCUGCAUUACCUAGUUCUACGCCUACUACACCCGAGUCUACUAGUUCUGCCACUACUUCCAUGUCCCCCUCUUCUUCUGUUGAAUCUCCUAGUUUAUCUCCCCUUCCUCCUUGCUCCUUAGACUCAUCUUCCUUGCCUUUGUCUAGUACUGAUUCAUGUCCUCCCUAUCCUAUAUCCACCUCCAUCAUUGAGCCAUCACCUUCAGUAUCUGAUUCUGCUCAUCCCAUGAUUACUCGAUCUAAGUGUGGUGUGGUUAAACCAAAUCCAAAGUAUGCUCUUAAUUCUAUGUGUUUGACUAAUUUGCCUGUUGAGCCUACUUGUUUUAGCUUUGCAACUAAGGAUGCUUAG